Pogoniulus pusillus (Red-fronted tinkerbird) is the source of this 1049-nucleotide messenger RNA. Its product is annotated as structure-specific endonuclease subunit SLX4-like. Gene Ontology annotation, biological process: resolution of meiotic recombination intermediates. The coding region runs from base 366 to 1049 and encodes 227 amino acids. Gene Ontology annotation, cellular component: Slx1-Slx4 complex. The record is from RefSeq and is a predicted model, not a curated record. The transcript is spliced from 2 exons. Lineage: Eukaryota; Metazoa; Chordata; Aves; Piciformes; Lybiidae.
UAGCAAGCGUCUUUCUGAAGCUCUGGAUCACACCAUGAAGAUCUACUCAUGCUCUGCGCUAACACAAGUGCUUAACUUAGGGUCUGCACACCACUGAAGAAUCAGCUGGUCAAAGCCAAAAUCCUUGAAGAGAGAAUGUGCUCCACUAAAUGGCUGUGAAUUGUGUGGAAGAAUGAACUGUCAGACCAGCACAGAAGUGCCCAGUCUGACCUCACUGAAGUCUGGAGAAUGGAGAUCUCUGAGGUGGUGGAAGGAAAUUGGUGAAAAUGCAGGUGAUGCAAGCCUGAGCUGAUUCUGGUAUCACCUUUUGGCCUCCAGUCAUCACAGAGUUGUUGGGCUGCAGUGUUACUGAAACCUGCAGGCCAAUGGAUGACCAGGACAAUGAUUUUAAGGAGUUGUGGGCAAAUAUUUUGGGUAGAGGGAGGAAAAAAGCUGGGGAUGCUGAAGCAGCAAAGAAGGCUCAGAACAGGUCAAAAAGCACUUCAGCAAGAAGCAAAUUAAAAAGAGGCAAAGCUGCUGCCAAGAGCCAAACCCAUUCUUACUUACCAGCAGUGAAGGAAACAAACUUACCUCAAGAUCUGAGUCAAAAGGAGCAAACAUUGGUGCACAAAGAAGGUGGUGAUGCUGUGGCCUACGGUAGUGAGGCUGCACAAGCAGAUGGAAGGAGAAGCCCUUUCCCUGCCAGCCAGCUGAGUUCAGGAGCCAGUGAGUGCAGCCAGAGGACUCUGACAGUAAAUACUUCAAGGGGCUCUUCCCAAACGACCUUGUCCUUCCAUCCUGCUACACACCCAGGGACCUGCUCUUCACCCACCUCAAAGACACCACCACUUGCUGGGUCAAAACUGCGGGUAGCAGAGCUGGUGGUGGAGAGAAUGCAGCAGUUCAAGAGAGUGGCACCUGAGCAGCUAAAACAUGGCACAGAGGAGAGUUUGCCAAAGCCUGUAGCCAGCAGGGAUUUCCCUGAUGAAAGCCAGGAGCAGAACACAGCAGGGAGAGGUAUGUGUCUCCUGUUAGCUAUGGUAUGUGCAAAGAGUGCUGUGGGCUGUUGA